UUUUAUUUACUGUGAUAUUUUUGUCCACCUUUUUGUCACAAAAGGCUGCUAAGGAAGAGAGAAUAUAGCUUUCUAGAGAGUGAAAGAGUGUAGUGUAAAAAUGGAGACCACGGUUUCUGAAAUUCAAGUAGAAAGCAAGGAUGAGAAGAGAUCAGCAGAAGUUAGUCUUCAGGAUGAGAGGCAGGAGGAAAAAGCAUCCAUGCUUUGCUUCAAGAGAAGAAAGAAAGCCGUCAAAGCACUGAAGCCCAAAGCUGGCUCUGAAGCUGCUGAUGUGGCAAGGAAGUGUCCCCCAGAAGCAGGAGCUUCUGAUCAGCCACAGCCCCCAGGAGGGGCCUGGGCCUCAAUCAGACGUCUUGUAACAGGCAGGAAAAGGUCAGAUUCUUCAAAGCAGCAAAAGGCACUUGAAGCUGAAGUACAAAGUGAAAUAAAUGCUGAGGACGUGGAUCUUUCUAAGAAAAAGGCAAAAUCCAGACUUAAGAUUCCCUGCAUAAAAUUUUCAAGAGGGGCUAAAAAGGGUUAUCAUUCCAAAAUUACAGAAGACUCAGACUGCAGCAUCAAAGUCCAGGGAGAGGCUGAAAGUUUGGAUAGACAAGCUCAGACCCAAUCAAAUGAUCAGGCGACAAAGGCUAAGUGGGCCCAGGAUCUAACUGAAGGCAUCUCACAGAAAGAUGGUGAUGAGGUCUGUGAAUCAAAUGCGAACAACAGCCUAACUUCUGGAGAGAAUGUGAUUCCAGUAGAACUUGGACUAGAUAAUGGGCAUUCUGCUAUUCAAACAGGAAUUCUAAUCCUUGAAAAAGAAUCUGAAACAAUUGAGGUAAAACAAGAUGUUCAACCUCAGCAAGCAAGCCCACUUAAAAUUUCAGAUACAGACCAUGAGCAACCAGUGAUUUCUGAUGUUUCUCCUUCACCUGCAAUCCCAGAUCAACAAACUGUGGAAGAAGCCAGUAACAGUAUCCUAGAACAUGGACCAAAUUGGAAAGACUAUGAAAGUAGAGAGAUUGUAGCUGAAUCGAAUAAGCUGAAAGAAACUGAACUGAGCCAGGAACCAGAUGUUAAAGAAAAUGGGAUCAAUACAGAGAAACCCAAAUUGGAAGAAAGCAAAAAAAUGGAGCCAAUUGCCAUUAUUAUUACAGACACUGAAAUCAGUGAAUUUGAUGUUAAGAAAUCUAAAAAUGUCCCUAAGCAAUUCUUAAUUUCAAUUGAAAAUGAGCAAGUAGGGUUUUUUUCUAAUGACAGUGGUUUUGAGGGUAGAACUUCAGAACAAUAUGAAACACUCUUAAUAGAAACAGCUUCUUCUCUCGUGAAGAAUGCUAUCCAGUUGUCUAUAGAACAGCUGGUUAAUGAAAUGGUCUCCGAUGAUAAUAAAAUAAACAAUCUUCUACAGUGAAUUAAUUUAUAGAUCAUUGGAGGAAAAUAAAACUUGAUGAGUUAUUUUA
Galeopterus variegatus (Sunda flying lemur) is the source of this 1436-nucleotide messenger RNA. RefSeq names its product A kinase (PRKA) anchor protein 5 (gene AKAP5). Gene Ontology annotation, biological process: positive regulation of adenylate cyclase activity. Gene Ontology annotation, cellular component: plasma membrane; dendritic spine; dendrite membrane. Bases 101 to 1387 code for a protein of 428 amino acids. Gene Ontology annotation, molecular function: adenylate cyclase binding; molecular adaptor activity; calmodulin binding. The transcript has a single exon. The record is from RefSeq and is a predicted model, not a curated record. Lineage: Eukaryota; Metazoa; Chordata; Mammalia; Dermoptera; Cynocephalidae.